GGGCCAGAGACCGUCCGCGAGACGAGGGGGCGGGGCCUUGAGGCUGGGCUCCUCGACGCUGGUGAAGUCGGCAGCUACCUCCGCUGCGCCCGCUCGGCUUUCCAAGACGCGGUGGGGGCUGGCUUCCUGCUCCAAGCCAAGCGCCGGGCCUUCUACGAUUGCAGGCAGACCAUUGUCCUCCAGAAACGAUGGUUGUCGCUGGCCCCAGCUGGGACUCUGCCAGGCUCCAGUGCUCAGUCUAAGUAAAGGGCCCUCUUCCAGCCCUGCUCUCCAUGCCUGUCAUGGCCACACUCAGCUACCGCCUGCUUGUCUGGGGACACAGGGCACCCAGCCCCAGCCCUGAGAGGUUAAGCCAGGCCCUUUGGCUCCAUUUCACAGGGGCAUUCUGGGCACCCUUUCAGACCAAGAGCAACUGAUGCCAUGGGAGAAGCCUCUGCCCACCUGUUCACUCAUCUGGCACUGCCCGCUCUGAGACCCCUGCAUUGGGUCCCUCUAGAAGUGCCAACCCUGUGAACCCCUCCCCUGUCCCCUGACGCUGAGAAGGCCCUGCCCACCCCCACCAUGUGUGAAGUGAUGCCCACAAUCAAUGAGGGGGACCCCCUGGGGCCUCCCCAUGGCACCGAUGCUGAAGCCAACUUUGAGCAGCUGAUGGUGAACAUGCUGGAUGAGCGGGAGAAGUUGCUAGAGUCCCUUCGCGAGAGUCAGGAGACUUUGGCUGCAACACAGAGCCGGCUCCAGGACGCCCUCCAUGAGCGGGACCAGCUCCAGCGCCACCUUAACUCUGCGCUCCCCCAGGAAUUUGCCACCUUAACCCGGGAGCUGAGUAUGUGUCGGGAGCAGCUUCUAGAGAGAGAGGAAGAGAUAUCCGAGCUGAAAGCAGAGCGGAAUAACACAAGGUUACUUCUGGAACAUCUGGAGUGCCUGGUGUCCCGUCAUGAACGGUCACUGAGGAUGACUGUGGUGAAGCGUCAGGCUCAGUCACCUUCAGGGGUUUCCAGUGAGGUGGAGGUGCUGAAGGCUCUCAAGUCACUGUUCGAGCACCACAAGGCCCUGGAUGAGAAGGUGCGAGAGCGGCUCCGGGCAGCCCUGGAGAGAGUUACCACCUUGGAAGAGCAGUUGGCGGGUGCCCACCAGCAGGUGUCUGCCCUGCAGCAGGGGGCAGGGGUUCGGGACGGAGUGGCGGAAGAGGAGGGGUCUGUGGAGCUGGGACCGAAACGCCUGUGGAAGGAUGACGCGGGCCAGGUAGAGGAGCUGCAAGAGCUCCUGGAGAAACAGAACUUUGAGUUGAGCCAGGCCCGGGACCGACUGGUCACCCUGACUGCAACCGUGGCGGAACUUGAAGAGGACCUGGGCACGGCCCGCCGGGACCUUAUCAAGUCGGAGGAGCUGAGCAGCAAACAUCAGCGGGACCUCCGAGAGGCUCUUGCCCAGAAAGAAGACAUGGAGGAGAGAAUCACUACACUGGAGAAGCGCUACCUGGCUGCUCAGCGUGAGGCCACAUCGAUCCAUGAUCUCAAUGACAAACUGGAGAAUGAGCUGGCCAAUAAGGAGUCCCUGCACCGCCAGUGUGAGGAAAAAGCCCGACACCUGCAGGAGCUGCUGGAGGUAGCAGAGCAGAAACUGCAGCAGACAAUGCGCAAGGCUGAGACGCUACCAGAAGUGGAGGCUGAACUGGCCCAGAGAAUCGCAGCCCUCACCAAGGCUGAAGAAAGGCAUGGCAACAUUGAGGAGCACCUGCGGCAGCUGGAGGGACAGCUGGAGGAGAAGAACCAGGAGCUGGCAAGGGUGCGCCAGCGGGAGAAGAUGAACGAGGACCACAACAAGCGGCUGUCAGACACCGUGGACCGGCUACUUAGCGAGUCGAAUGAGCGCCUGCAGCUCCACCUCAAGGAGCGCAUGGCAGCCCUGGAGGAGAAGAACACGUUGAUCCAAGAACUGGAGAGCUCCCAGCGGCAGAUUGAAGAGCAGCACCAUCACAAGGGCCGCCUCUCUGAAGAGAUUGAGAAGCUGCGCCAAGAGGUGGACCAGCUGAAGGGUCGAAGAGGGCCGUUUGUGGAUGGUAUCCACUCCAGGGCACACCUGGGCAGUGCAGCGGAUGGGCGGUUCUCCCUGAGCACAGCUGCCCAUGCACCUCAAGGUUUGCAUCGUUGCUACUCCUCGGCACUGCGGGAAGAGUCUGCCAAGGACUGGGAGCCAUCUCCACUGCCUGGGGUGCUGGUCCCCGCAGCCACCCCUGCCUUUGACAGUGACCCUGAGAUCUCUGAUGUGGAUGAGGAUGAGCCAGGGGGUCUGGUGGGCUCCAUGGACGUUGUCUCCCCCAGCAGCCACUCAGAUGCCCAGACCCUGGCCAUGAUGCUGCAGGAGCAGCUGGAUGCUAUCAACGAGGAGAUCAGGAUGAUCCAGGAAGAAAAGGAGUCCACAGAGCUCCGUGCUGAGGAGAUUGAGACACGAGUAACCAGCGGCAGUAUGGAGGCCCUAAACCUGACCCAGCUGUGCAAACGUGGUUCCAUCCCCACCUCUCUGACUGCCUUGUCCCUGGCCAGCGCAUCCCCUCCACUCAGCGGCCGCUCCACACCUAAGCUCACCUCCCGCAGUGCUGCCCAGGACCUGGACCGAAUGGGGGUCAUGACCCUGCCCAGUGACUUAAGAAAGCAUAGGAGGAAGCUGCUGUCACCAGUGUCUCGGGAAGAGAACCGAGAGGAUAAAGCCACCAUAAAAUGUGAGACUUCUCCUCCUUCCUCACCCAGGACACUGCAGCUAGAGAAGCUUGGCCACCCAGCCCUGAGCCAGGAAGAAGGCAAGAGUGCUUUGGAGGAUCCAGGCAGCAACCCCAGCAGCAGCAACAGCAGCCAGGACUCCUUGCACAAGGGCGCCAAGCGCAAGGGCAUCAAAUCAUCCAUCGGCCGCCUGUUUGGAAAGAAGGAGAAAGGCAGGCUGAUCCAGCUGAGCCGAGAUGGAGCCACGGGCCAUGUUCUGCUGACAGACUCCGAACUCGGUCUGCAGGAGCCCAUGGUGCCUGCCAAGCUGGGGACCCAGGCAGAGCGGGACCGGCGGCUGAAGAAGAAACACCAGCUGCUUGAAGAUGCUCGCAGAAAAGGAAUGCCCUUUGCCCAAUGGGACGGCCCUACUGUGGUCUCCUGGCUAGAGCUCUGGGUGGGGAUGCCUGCUUGGUAUGUGGCAGCCUGCCGGGCCAACGUCAAGAGUGGUGCCAUCAUGUCAGCCCUGUCAGACACAGAGAUCCAACGGGAAAUUGGCAUCAGCAAUGCCCUACACCGGCUCAAGCUCCGGCUGGCCAUCCAGGAGAUGGUGUCGCUGACCAGCCCCUCUGCCCCACCCACCUCCAGGACCUCUUCUGGAAAUGUCUGGGUCACCCAUGAAGAGAUGGAAACUCUGGCAAAAUCCACUAAAACAACACUGGCCUAUGGGGACAUGAAUCAUGAGUGGAUUGGGAAUGAGUGGCUGCCCAGCCUGGGGCUCCCCCAGUACCGCAGCUACUUCAUGGAGUGCCUGGUGGACGCUCGCAUGCUGGAUCAUCUCACCAAGAAGGACCUCCGGGUCCACCUGAAGAUGGUGGACAGCUUCCACCGAACCAGUCUUCAGUAUGGCAUCAUGUGCCUGAAGAGGCUGAAUUAUGACCGGAAGGAGCUGGAGAAGAGGCGGGAGGAAAGUCAGCAUGAGAUCAAGGAUGUGCUGGUUUGGACCAACGACCAGGUGGUGCAUUGGGUCCAGUCUAUUGGGCUCCGGGACUACGCUGGAAACCUGCAUGAGAGUGGUGUGCAUGGUGCUCUGCUGGCCCUGGACGAGAACUUCGACCACAACACAUUGGCCCUGGUCCUCCAGAUUCCCACUCAGAAUACCCAGGCACGCCAGGUGAUGGAGAGAGAGUUCAACAACCUGUUGGCCUUGGGCACAGACCGGAAGCUGGAUGAUGGGGAGGACAAGGUGUUCCGCCGCGCGCCCUCCUGGAGGAAACGCUUCCGGCCGCGGGACCACCACAGCGGCGGAAUGCUCGGCGGCUCGGCGGAGACUCCCGCAGGCUUCCGCGUGUCCACCCUGGGGUCCAUGCAGCCCCCACCGGCCCCGCCCAAGAAGACCAUGCCUGAAGCUCACUCCCAUUAUCUCUACGGACACAUGCUCUCCGCCUUCCGGGAUUAGGCACAGCCCCCAAGGCCGGCUUUCUCCUGCUUGGUUUCACAGGCUCGGAUAGCCCUGACCCCUCCUGCUCGGUUCCCUUACUCCCAGGGCUCCUAGUCUCAUCCGUGACUUUCCAGUGCCCAGAAUAUAAGAAUAUACACGUCUACCCCCUCGGCAUCCCACUAUCCAAAGUCCAACGUGUGUCCCUUGUCAGGCUCUUUGGGACAUGGCUACGUCUCCUAGUGCCGUGGAGGCAACCAGGUUGUCCAUGCUUGUGGGUCUGCUGGGGAGAGAGGAAGGCAGCCCAAGAUGGAUGGACUCCACCCUGCCUCUUCCGCAUCUAGCUGGUUUGGAAUGCAACUUCCAACAGAGACCAGGACAGGGCAUCUAGGGCUGGGGGUGGCCCUUCCCAGAAAGGGGCACUUCGGGCUUCCUUGCUUGGGUCAUUUGGUCUCUGCCCUAGUCUGGAGCCCAGAAACAAGAGGUUUCUGUCUACUUCUGGGUUGGACUAGAUGGUCUACAUCUGAUUUUGGCACCCUCACCCUGCCUCCCCCACCUCAUCUGCACAGUUGCACUGCAGCUCCUGCUUCACCUUCAGGACCUCCUUAGGGCCUGGGAAGGGCUGCGGAGGGUUCCAUUCUUCCUGAGGAUGAUGAGGCUGGGAAGAGUGAAGGCUAAGGUGGAGACGCCAGGCUCUGGUUUAAGUUGAAUCCCAAACACCUAGCCUAAGGAUGGGGGAACUUUCAGCCCUCCUGCCCAGUGAGAGGUGCAGGCCAGGUCAGCUGGAGGAAGAGCCAAUGGCCUGUGGUAGCCUUAAGCCCAAAUGGCAGUGGGAAUGCCUCCUGCACCAACCAUGUGGUGGAGCUGCUGCUGGGCUCAGGGGAGGGGAGGGAUUGUGUGGAUGUCUUGGCUCUGGGGCAGAACAGAGCUAACCAUGCACUGGCAGCUAUGCUCCCAACGUCCCUUCCCUUGCUGUCCCUCUUGGCCCCACUUCUUUGAUGAUCCCAGCCCCAUAAGAAUACACUUAAUGGGUGGAUUGAAUAUACACUAUCUUUAAAAUCUGGUAAUGUGGGGCUUCCUUCCCCUCAUCUCCUUGGAAGAAAAUAAAGCUUCCUCUUUAGUGAAUCAUGUCCAAGGUCCAGGAAAUCCAGUGUUGGUGAAGGCUGUCAUUCUCCUGCAUAUCUGCAAGCCACCACCCCUUGUAUAGGGCUCUUUUGUUGUGCAGGGACUGCCUCCUCCAGAAAUUCCUGAGACCUGCCUAGUUUCAGUUGCUUUCCCCAGCAGCAUGGCAGCAUCCGUGGCUGAGGGAUACAGGUUGUGGUUUGGUUGAAAUGUCAUUUCCAAGAAAUCUCUCCUUUUCUCCCAUUUACUCAUCCUGCUAAGGUGUCUGAAAGUGUAUGGGACCCAGGGCUUCAUCCAAGUGAGAGGAGAGGAGAAGUAUUUAGAGCAUGUUUCUUGGAGAGGGGCCAGUGCAGUGCCACCUUGCAGGUUUGCAGGCUGAUGACUUGGGUUCCGAGCAGGAGCUUGGCUAGCAGGUGGGAUGAUGGGUUGGAAGCACCCUGUCCGGAAGGAGUAAUGGAGCCUGGGGCAGUGCCAGGCUUACAGCCUCCUGCUGCUUUGCAGUAGAGGAGAGGUCCACCAGUGGUGGGGCUGGAUAGGUUCCCACAGGUGUGGGCAAGGCAUCCACCUGCCCUUGCUCUCCCUCAUUGUUCCCUGUCCUCCCUGUCAGGAUGCUGGGAAAGGAGCUGGAGGAGUUUUUGAGCAGCAAAUGAGUGGGAUGGAGAGAAAGAGCACCUGUCCCUGGGUAAUGGACGUUAAGAUUAUGGAAAAACCCCAGAUUUCUAAGAUUAGUGAAGUUGGAGACCACAGGGCCAUCUGACUCCUUCAGGGAACUCUGAUGGGCUAGCCGAUGGGAAGUUCAGCCCUAGCCUCUCCUCUACAACGUAGCCCUCUCAUGGUUGGUCACAUCAUAAGGCAUCAGCCAGGAGAACCCAGGUCUCUCAGGGCGUCUUGGAAUAUAUUGCAGGGAGGUGACGAAGAAGAGGAACUUCUGCAUACAUGAUAGAAGGCUCUCGUCUUGGCGUACCUCUUGUCUCACAAUCAAUGUACUUUUUAUUUGGAGAGUCACCGGUGACCUGCCUCACCAGCCUCCUGUAUCUAGUCAGGUCCCUUCUCAGUACUGUACUGGUUCAGUGCAUCAGGAAUGGGUGUAUGGGUGUGUAUGAGUGUGAGUGUGGGUAUGUACAUACCAAUAAACAACCUGGUUUUGAGACAGCA
Molecule: messenger RNA, 6411 nt
Organism: Phacochoerus africanus (Common warthog)
Lineage: Eukaryota; Metazoa; Chordata; Mammalia; Artiodactyla; Suidae
Gene: PPFIA4
Product: PTPRF interacting protein alpha 4
Biological process (GO): synapse organization
Cellular component (GO): presynaptic active zone
Molecular function (GO): protein binding
Source: RefSeq, a predicted model, not a curated record